GCUGAGUCUGCAUGCCACUCAGCAUGGUUGUGGUCUGGUGUGGAGCCUCACAUGUGAAGCUUUGUGUACAUUUCCGUCGUCGUUUGGGAGGUUUGUGUAUAACUUUAUUUAUGAUGUCUUAACUGCCAUUGAAGACUCAGGAUAAAAUGGAUCAUUCAGGAGUGUCCUUUACCCGUCCUCAUGAGCCCAUGUCUUUAAUGAAGAUGGGUCUCUGUAUGGUGUUGGUGGGCCAUGUGAAUUUCCUGUUGGCGGCCCUGGUCCAUGGCACAGUGUUGAGGCACAUCACCCUCGACACUCAGACACUGGAGUACGCCAUCUCCAACAUUUUGGCUCUAACGGCUGGACUUGUGGGAAUCUUGGUUGGAAUACUCACUAUAGUCUUUUCCAAAAAUGAGAAGAACAGAGUCCUGACAUGGUGGGUGUGCAUGCUGAGUGCGGUAGGGGGCGUGCUGGCUGCUGCUACAGUCGUCGGGCUGCUCAUUGCUUUGGUUUGGACGUUCAUUUAUGGCACGAAAGGGCUUCUGCUCCACUGCAACUUACCUGAUGACAUGAGCUACUUCAGCAUCACUUUCGAGUGUCCCUUUGACCCCACACGCAUUUAUGGUACCACGCUGAUCCUGUGGGUGCCGCUGAUCGUAAUGAGUGUGGUGGAGUUUGUGGUCUCAGGGCGCUGCUGUGCCGUGUCCGUCUCUUUCAUCCGUCGCAGAACAAGAAUACACUGCGAGACCAGACCAGUGUGUAACACUAUGGUGGAGACCCUCAGAGCAGCUGUGCCCCCAGUGAUCCCCUGCCAUGUCCCACCACCACCCCGCUGUUGCCAUAGAGACUGUGAGCUGGUGCGCCCCCCAGAACAGCAUGAGCUGCUCCGAGCAUCACGGCCCUACAGCUCCAGCCGCUCGGCCCAGAACAGAGCACCCUCGUCUCCAUUCAACAGAGCCUCACUCAACCGGGCCAGCUUCUGGAUCUAGUUAUAAGCCUUUGUAUUACAUUGACCAAACUCUGGUCCUUCUUGAAUGGAGGUUAGGAAGGAAAUAAAACUGGAGUGCAUACCUGCGUGCAACUGGUGCAUUCCGUUAGCGUUUACUGAUUGUGUACCAUGUCGGCUGGUUUAAAUUAAUUAAAAAUGCUUCACUUGAAGGAAGUAAAAUACAGGAUGGAGAAACAUGGAGCCUGGUGUGCUGCCUGCCAUGUGUGAUCCUGCUUGCUGUAUAUGCUUGUGCCUGCAGUUAGAACAGAUGUGAAUUAUGAGUACAUUAAUUUUCUUUAAUUAUAAUGUCUUAACGUUGUUGUUGUUGUUGUUGUGUGUUUUUUUUUGUUUUUUUUUUUUCAAAAUUUAAUGUGCAAAAAAAAAUUGACAUGCUAAACAGAUUAAAGUAUUUAUUUUAGGUGAA
Ictalurus punctatus (channel catfish) is the source of this 1391-nucleotide messenger RNA. It is a transcript of the gene tmem54b, whose product is annotated as transmembrane protein 54b. Lineage: Eukaryota; Metazoa; Chordata; Actinopteri; Siluriformes; Ictaluridae. The transcript has 6 exons. The record is from RefSeq and is a predicted model, not a curated record. Bases 147 to 968 code for a protein of 273 amino acids.